Molecule: messenger RNA, 2994 nt
Organism: Phycodurus eques (leafy seadragon)
Lineage: Eukaryota; Metazoa; Chordata; Actinopteri; Syngnathiformes; Syngnathidae
Gene: tmem87a
Product: Transmembrane protein 87A-like
Exons: 21
Coding region: 101-1903 (600 amino acids)
Biological process (GO): retrograde transport, endosome to Golgi
Cellular component (GO): Golgi apparatus; membrane
Source: RefSeq, a predicted model, not a curated record
AGGCGCUCGACUUGAUCUUAGUGACGUAGCGGAAGCAGGAAGGUGAGCUCCAACGCGUCGGUGGACUUUUUCGAGCGCUUUCAACUGGCCUGUUGCUCAAAUGGCGGCCUGCGCGGCGCUGCGGUCCGGGACGCUCCUCCUGCUGCUCGUGUCCGCACUCCACGGGCCGAGCUGCGCGGUGUCGGAACCCGGCAAAUGGGUCCUGAACGUGGACAGUGACACUUUGAGGAAGCACAACCUUUUCGUCUUUGCUAAAACUCUGUUCAACAACAGCAUCAUCCAUCUUAAAUUGGCGGCAGAGAGCUGCAACUCGUCUUCCCCAGUGCACUUGAACGUCUCGUGGUACCUGAGGAGUUCACGGUGCUACGAUGAAGUCUUCGGUGUGGACGCGACACGAGCGGAACGGUACUUCGGGUCCGCCGAGGUGAAUCCGGGAGGAGGAAGUGGUUUCUUCGUGUUCCAUCAGUACCCGCUCGUCACUUGCCAGCCACGUGUGGACCCCAACAUAUUCGGUCUGAAUGCGUUUGACGUGAAAACUCGACUGACUGAAUUGCAGACUUUUCAGCCAAUCACAGAGAAGACCCCCGGCAGGAAGCGCAAAGAGGCGGAGCUUCCAAAAGCGAAGCCGGCUGCGGGAGAGACAGACGAGCAGAAGAAGACGCCGACUUCUGCGGGAGACUCCGACGUUCCUCACAAACAGGCCGCCUCACGUGCGCACUUCGAUGCGGUGGCUGAGAGCUGGGCGGACGGUCCGUACGUGUUCCUGCUCAGCGUCCGCGAGGUCAAAGAGAAGAACCGGGCUCCCGACCCGGCCCGCGGCCCCCCGGGCCCCUGGAACCUGCGGCUUCAGGUGAGCAUGAAAGGACCUCACGACUACAUCUCGGCCUCAGAAUGGCCGCUCAUGCUGUUCUACAUGGUGAUGUGCGUGGCGUACGUGCUGCUGGCGCUCUUGUGGCUUCUGCUGUCGGCGUGCUACUGGAGGGACCUGCUCAGGAUCCAGUUCUGGAUCGGGGGCGUCAUCUUCCUGGGCAUGCUGGAGAAAGCCGUUUACUACGCCGAGUUUCAGAGCAUCAGAUACAACGGCUUGUCCGUCCAGGGCGCGGUGGUGUUCGCUGAGGUUCUGUCCGCCGUCAAGAGGACGCUGGCCCGCGUGUUGGUCAUCAUCGCCAGUCUGGGAUACGGCAUCGUCAAGCCCAGGCUGGGCGCGUUGCUUCACCGCGUGGUGGGCGUCGGCCUGCUCUACCUCAUGUUCUCCGUGGUGGAGGGCGUCCUACGGGUCGACGCCGAUCGAGGCGACAACGCCGGCAGUAUACUUGUGUGUGACGUGGUGCUCGCCUUCACCGACUCGUGCGUCAUCUGGUGGAUCUUUGUGAGUCUGGCUCAGACGAUGAAGCUGCUCCGACUUCGCCGGAACCUGGUCAAGCUCUCUCUCUACACGCACUUCACCAACACGCUCAUCUUCGCUGUCAUCGCGUCAGUCAUCUUCAUCAUUUGGACCACGAAGACCUUCAAGAUGGCCAAAUGUCAGUCUGACUGGCGUGAGCUUUGGAUCGAUGAUGCUUUCUGGCGUUUCCUGUUCUCCGCCAUCCUAUUGGUCAUCAUGUUCCUGUGGCGACCGUCGGCCAAUAACCAGAGGUACGCAUUCAGGCCUCUGGUGGAUGAUGAGGAGAGUGAUGAAGAGGAGGAGGACGAGCUCAUGGUGAACGAAGCUUUCGAGGGCAUGAAGAUGAGGGGCGUGAAGAACGAACCCAACGGUGCCGCCAGAGCCGACAAAGUGGAUGAAGAUCUGAAAUGGGUGGAGGAGAACAUCCCGUCGUCCAUGGCCGACGUCGCCCUGCCCCCCCUGCUCGACUCGGACGAGGAAACCAUGACGACCAAGUUCGAGAUGUCCAAGAUGGAGUGACGCCUUUGAGGACGGAAGAGGAAAGCGACGUUUGUGUGACCGAUCUCCAACUUUAUGAGCUUUGUAAGCGUCAACUGGACGAACACUCACCGUGGCUUUUUUUUUUUUUUUACCACACAAAUCCUUUUUAUAUUUAUGUACUUAAACACACACACACCGCCAUAUUUUGACAGCUUCUUUGCAUGUAACAAUAUCAUGUUGUGUAUGCCGUUGCCAUGGCAGCACUGCUGUCGUGCGUGUGUGUUUUUGUGUUGUGCUCGGGCUUGCGUAUGGACUGCUCAAAAUCAUAGCGGCGUGUCUUUAGAAACCUCCUUUCACUUUCAUUCAGCAUCCCUCACUCACGAUUAUUAUUGAUCAUCACUUUUCUGCUGUCAUGACUAAAAAUGUCUUCUUAAAAAGUUCUUCUUUUGCAGUUGUGAUUUCUUCACACUCCAAACCAGCACAGACACAAAAAAAUAGAAAUUAAAAAUUCAUUUUUUUUCCCCCGCCUGAAAUAAAUGUGAAUAAGCAAAGUGAUUUAUACUGCAAAUAAGCGGUGUGUGUGUGUGUGUGUGUGUGGAGGGUUCCACAUAUAACGGGGAUAGAUUCCCCCCCCAAAAAAUUAGAGAAUUGGUGAAUGCGCAAAUGGCGAAAUGCAAAUAUGCAGUGCGCCACUGUACUUACAGUAAUGCCCUCGCACGUGGGAAAGGAGAAGUACCGUCGCCGAUGCACUUUUCAGCCGUUGAUUGAAAGCCGGUAGAAUAAUAAAGCACAAACAUAAUGAGCAGACCGUGCAGGAGCUGCUGUUGGCCACAGCUCACACUCACUCUCACCCCCCCCCUCCCGUCUGUCGGUUAGACUAGGAUUUGAAGUUGUUGCUUUUUUUAACCGGAUUUCCUCGAGGCAAAAUCCCACCCAAAAAGAUUCCCCAAGAAGGCCAUUUUUUCAAUUUCUCUGGAAGCAAUUAUCCAAUUUCCUAACUUGUUGGUUAAAAUGGCCGUUCCAAUCCUGUCAUGUUGUUACUGUGAGUAUUGUUCUAUUAUCUGUCUGCAUGUGUUGCUCCACUGUGUUCAACUAGCAGUUGCUGAUAAAACCAAAAUCAUCGAUGCUAA